AUGGGUUUAUUUGGCAAGAAAAAAGAAGAGUCUAAGUCUAAAGAAUAUGACACCAAGUUGACGGCGGAGGACGAAAAGAAAAUGAAGACACGUUCUCAAAACCUUCACGAUCCAAUUUUAUCUGCCGUUAAUGAUGCUCAACCUUUCGAAGAAAUGAACACUCACAACAGAACGUCUUCUAUUGGUAACGGUGUUCUGACUGAUAUUUUUGGCCAGCAAAUUACCAAUCCAGACAUUUCUAAUCCUACAAGGGCUAGAGAUGAGAGACCUCUAGAUACCAUCAGAAGUUUUGAAUACGCAAUCACUGGUGAUCCAAUCUAUCAUGAACAGCUGGAGUCUCAUAUUGUUGGUUGGAGAGUUAGAGAUGAUUUCCAACUUGGUAAUGGUGCGCAAAAUGCCAACCAAGUCCAAUAUGAUGAAUAUGGCCAACCUAUAUAUACGAAUAACAGGCCGACCCAACAAUAUGUUGAGCAAGGUGUCUACACCCCAACAGCAAAAACUGAAACUGUUGAAAAGAAGAAAGGUUUUUUCUCCUUUGGUAAGAAGAAUAAAAGUUAA
Molecule: messenger RNA, 558 nt
Organism: Pichia kudriavzevii
Lineage: Eukaryota; Fungi; Ascomycota; Pichiomycetes; Pichiales; Pichiaceae
Exons: 1
Coding region: 1-558 (185 amino acids)
Source: RefSeq, a predicted model, not a curated record